UUAUUUCUCCUCAUUUCUCAACCAAUCAAUUACUCCCUAUAUUGCACAUUCCCAAAUUUAUAAUCCUUUUAUUUCAAUUUUAUCCUCUCUCAAUCAUUCCUUAGUUCUGAAUAAUAUGGCUGAUGCUCUUGUUUCCGUAGUCUUGGAGCGGCUGAGCUCGAUCGUUAGUGAGAAGGUGGGACAAAAAGUGAGGCUCUUUGUUGGUGUCAAGAAUGAGGUUGAAAAGCUCACCAGCAGUUUCCGAGCCAUCCAAGCUGUGUUUGCCGAUGCAGAGGAAAGACAGUUGAAGGAUCAGUUCGUCAAGCAUUGGUUAGAUCAACUCAAAGACGUAUCUUACGACAUGGAUGAUGUUUUGGAUGAGUGGGACACUGCAAUUGCAAAAUUGCAAAGCAAGAAUACAAGGAAGGUAUGCUCUUUCAUGAUCUUCUCUUGCUUUCAUUUUAGAGAAGUUGGUUUGCGUCAUCGUGUUGCUUAUAAGAUAAAAGAGCUGAAUGAAAGAAUAGAUGACAUUGUGGUUGAGAAAAAUAGGUUCCACUUCAAAUUAUUGGAAGCGGGAAUUAAGCAGCUUGAACAUCAUGAAACCGCUUCUGUUAUAGAUGUAAAAGAGGUUAAAGGUAGAGAAAAGGAUAAAGUCAGGGUUAUAAAAACGUUGUUGAGUGAGAGUAGUCAAGGACCAGCCCUCCGUACAAUCUCUCUAGUAGGGAUGGGAGGGAUAGGAAAGACAACCCUUGCUAAGCUAGUUUUUAAUGAUCAUGUGGUGAAGACCCAUUUUAAUAGGAGAAUAUGGGUUUGUGUAUCAGAUCCCUUUGAUGAGACAAGGAUUGCCAAGGAAAUCCUUGAAGCUCGUAUAAGGUCCACCCAAAAUUUAAAAAAAUUAGAGACUUUGCUGGAAAAAAUACAACAAUCAUUUAGGGAAAAUAAAUUCUUGCUUGUCCUUGAUGAUGUGUGGAAUGAAGAUUCCACAAAGUGGGAGCAACUAAGAAACUCCCUCAAGUGUGGUUUGCCUGGAAGUAGGAUUCUGGUGACCACACGUAAUAGGAAUGUUGCGAAGUGCAUGGGCUCCUCACCCACUGACAUUUUAGAACUAGGACUUCUCCCUCCUGAGGAAUUAAAGUGUGAAGGCCUGCCUCUUGCUGCAAAGACUCUAGGAAGUCUUUUGCGCUUCAAAAGAAGCAGAGCAGAGUGGGAAAGUGUCUUGCACAGCCAUGUCUGGGAGAUAAAAGAAGCUGAAAGCAAUCUUUUGGCUCCUUUAUGGUUGAGCUACCAUGACUUGCCCUCUGAAAAUAAAGAGAUGGAAGUAAUGGGUCGUGAGUGCUUCGAAGCUUUAGCGGCACGCUCUUUCUUUCAAGAUUUUAAGAAAGAAGAGGGUGAUGAUAGCAUUUAUGCAUGUAAGAUGCAUGACAUGGUGCAUGAUUUUGCACAAUUUUUGACAAAAAAUGAAAGUUUUAAUGUAGAGAUUGAUGGUGCGGCAGAGUCAAAGAUAGACUCUUUUUCUAGAGAUGCCCGACACUCCAUGGUAGUGUUAAGAAAAUAUAAAACCUACUCAUUUCCUGAAACCAUCCAUAGUUUGAAAAAGCUUCGCAGCCUGAUUGUUGAUGGUUAUCCUUCAUCGAUGAAUGCAACCUUACCUAACUUGAUCGCUAAUUUGAGUUGUCUGAGAACAUUGAGGUUGUCAAGAUGUGGAAUAGAAGAAGUCCCAUCCAACAUAGGAAAGUUGAUACACCUGAGGCAUGUUGACUUGUCUGGUAAUCUAAUUCGGGAGUUACCUGAAGAGAUGUGUGAAUUGUAUAAUAUGCUAACUUUAGAUGUCUCGGAUUGUGAGAAACUUGAAAGGCUACCUGAUAACAUGGAAAAAUUAGUCAAAUUAAGACAUCUCAGUGUUGGUAGAUGGUUUGUAAAGAUGAGAGGAGUUGAGGGGUUAAGUUCUCUUCGGGAAUUAGAUGAGUUCCAUGUGAGUGGUAGUGGUGAAGUGUCUAAUUUUGGAGAUUUGAGAAACUUGAACCACCUUCAAGGAUCUCUGAAGAUAAGAUGGUUAGGAGAUGUGAAAGAUCCAGACGAGGUUAAGAAAGCAUUACUUAAGAGUAAGGAACACCUCACUUGUUUACGUUUAUGGUUUGAAUCGAGGAUAGACAAGGGGACAAUUCACGACGAUGAAGUCCUUGAAGUCUUAGAACCACCUCCAAACUUAGAAUUUUUGGAGAUACGUUAUUACCGAGGAAUCGACCCAGUGUUUUCUAGUUGUAUUAAUAAACUAAGGGUUGUUGAACUCUCUGAGUGGAGGAAGAUUGAGAAUCUGCCUCAUUUGGGGAAGUUGCCAUCUCUUGAAGAAUUAACUAUAAGUUGGAUGGAAUGCGUGAAAAAGAUGGGUGAUGAAUUUUUGGGAUUAGAAGUGGAUCGUGAGGAUGAUGAGGAUAGUGAGAUUAGUAUUGGAGAAAUGACAUCACCAUCACCGUCAAAUAUUACUACUGCAUUCCCCAAGUUGAAAGGUCUUACCUUUUCGGAUAUGAGAAAGUGGGAAGAGUGGGAAGGAGGAGAAGGAGGGAGGUGGAGAAGAGGAAAUGAAUAUAAAACAAACAUCUUCAUUUCAAUCAUAAUGCCAUCUCUUCGUUCCUUGCUAAUUUUGAAGUGCCCAAAAUUGAAAGCACUUCCGGAUUACGUGCUUCAGUCAACAACUAUAGAGAAACUGCUAAUAAAAUCUAGCUCAAUUCUAGAAGAACAAUUCAAAGCAGGAGGAGAGGGCUGGCCCAACGACUCUCAUAUCCCAAGCAUCACAAUUAUUUAA
Molecule: messenger RNA, 2782 nt
Organism: Populus nigra (black poplar)
Lineage: Eukaryota; Viridiplantae; Streptophyta; Magnoliopsida; Malpighiales; Salicaceae
Product: putative disease resistance protein RGA3
Exons: 3
Coding region: 116-2782 (888 amino acids)
Biological process (GO): defense response to other organism
Molecular function (GO): protein binding; ADP binding
Source: RefSeq, a predicted model, not a curated record